AUGGCUUCUCGCGACCAUGUCUUCACCUCCAUUGGAUCUGGCAAUCGACCGACUCGGUCCACGCGCUCCUGGACAGAUGCCAACGGUGUCCACUACACUGUAGAUUCAACAUCUUGGUCUGGACCGGGAAUCUCAUUUGGAGCCAUGACGGGCUCGGCGAAUGGAGGACUUCGAAGCUUCACCACGCCGUUGUCUUCUUCGAGACCGAGAUCGGGCUUGUUUGGCAAUGCGUUUGGGCUGCUGGACGAUCUACUCUCGACGCAGCAGCAGAGACAGCACGACGAAUUCGUGACUAGUAUGGGCCAAGGUCAGGCGGCACCGCGAAGCCGGGCACGGGUCGAAGUCGAGAGCGAUACGGAUGAUGAGGACUUGACAUAUGAGAACGAGGUGUAUGAGCGCAACCCCCGCUCGAGGCCAAAGAGCAUGUUUGGAAGGCUGAAGGAUAAACUGCUCGAUGGAAAGCAGCGUCCACGGCGUUCGAGGGAGUCGAGCCACGAGCGUAGCUAUAGCCACAGUCGGGAGCGGUCACCUGUACACGCUCCUCAACCACAACCAGAGCGGCGACGAAGCUCAUAUCGGACCGACACGCGGGAGCCAACUUGGUCGCAGGCACCGCGCGAGCGGACACGGCCAGAGUUCAUCGAAGUUGACUACGAAGAGGACGAUGAGGAAGAGGUGAUACCUCCAGUCCCCCGGCGAUCCACAGCUCAGCCUGAUCUGAGCAUCCUUGAAGCGCUGGAGAGCGUAGUGGAGAGUGAACGACGAGCAGUAAGAGCCUGCAAGAAGCGACUCGAACAGGCGAUACGGCAGCCAGGGACAAGCUCGAGCUAUCUACAGCGCAUGGUGGAUGAGCUGAAAGGGCACGAGAUCUCCUUGACACAGGCACAGAACAACUUGGACGAGGCAAAGGCCGGACAGACGAGAAGCAGUAGACCGAGACCGCAGUCCUUCCACCCACGAAUGAGCCAACAGCAACAGCCACAGCCACGACGAACGCAGUCGCGAAGCUUCGAAGACGAAUUCCUGAGUCCUUUUGAUGGGUUUCCAUCUUUCUUCUCUGCGCCUGGUUCUCAGCAUCCUGACCCUAUCUUCCGCGCCUUCGAAGAGCUCGACUCGUUUGGUCCCUUUGGCAGAGGGGGUUUCGCUAUGCACGAGCAAAUGUUCGGCAACAUGCGUCCUGAAAGCGGGAAUUUCAGAUACUUCAGCUCCCCAAAUGGCGUUCCCCCGAGUGCACAGCAACGGAAAGGAGCACGCUACAGCACUCACAAUGCCGCACCGCCACCGAAUGUCCAGUUCUCGACUUUCGCCCCUCCUCCGCCUCCACCUCCUCAACCUCCGGCAAACCUCCUCAAACCGGAAGAGGCCAAAUGCCUUUUCAAAAUCUACAACGAGCACUGGAACAACCUCUCCCCUUCGGACCCCAACAUCCCCUACCCGGCUCGCAACCUCCAAGCGCGCAACCUCACCACCCGCGAUUCCAUCUGGGCACCCACAUGCAACGCUCCUGUCGCCACCUGGUCCGACGAAGACAUCAUGAAAAGCAACGCACAGGCCUUUUAUCUCGGCGUCGUCGGUCUGACGCCGGAGUAUAGCGAAUCGUCGGCGAGUGGGAGGAUCCUGAUGGGGUUUGAUCGGGGCAAAGCGAAUCCGGCGCAGGUGAAGGUUCUUGUUGACCUUUUGAAGAAGGAACGGAUGAGGUGGCAUAGUGAUCGGUUGGGGAAGAGGAAUGGGAACGCGGGCGGGGAGGGGGUGAAUGAGGGGUUACAGAGGGAUGUGAGGGCUCGGGCUGUCUUUCAUGCGGUUUGUGAGUUGAUUGAGUGGGCGAGUCAGUAG
Messenger RNA from Lecanosticta acicola, 1833 nucleotides. The record is from the annotation of a GenBank genome assembly. Lineage: Eukaryota; Fungi; Ascomycota; Dothideomycetes; Mycosphaerellales; Mycosphaerellaceae.